CUUACAUGCUUCCCUUGUAUCAUUCUGAGAUUACAGAGCUUAAGUUUGUGGUUUGACUUUUUAUUGAGUACAUGAUAAGUAGCUACUUGUCAGUGAUUGAAUAAUAACCUCAUAGUUACAGGUGAUUAGCUAAUAACUACCUAUUUGCUGCUCAGAGCCUGUUCUUCACUGAUGGGAUUCCUUUUCUCUGUUAUUGUAUUGCCUUGUAUCUUGAAACAGUCAGGUUGUUGGGUGGCCUCCUGUAAGAGCUUACAGAAUGAAUAGCAUGGCCAACCAAGGAAAAACAAUAGCUGCCACAGGAUUUAGCCCUACUUUUGAUAAGAAUGAAAGCAAGAAUAUUAUGGCAGAGAAGAAUAACAUCAGCUGCUACAAGAAAAGUGGCAAAGCUAAGCAAAGUUCCCUGUUUGUGAAGGUGAAUAUCGAUGGAACUCCAAUUGGAAGGAAGGUUGAUCUGAACUCUCAUGGAUGCAAAAACAUUGGAAGCUAUGUUUCUCAGACCCACCACAAGCAUGGAUCCAAGAAGGUCAAGUGUACAUGAAGACAACAAAAUGGCUGAUUUAAAAAGACCCUCAAAACUGAUUGAUGGAUCAGCUGAAUUUGUGCUUACUUAUGAGGAUAAGGAAGGAGACUGGAUGCUUGUUGGAGAUGUUCCAUGGGGACAAAUGUACAUUUGCUUUUCUGUUGCCGUGUUUGAGAAGUAAAGAUCUUUGUCCAACAUUGGAGUGGCUUUGGUGGUCAUGAUCUUCAUAUUUGUAUGUUACAUUGAAAUUGCACCUGUUGUAUGAUAAUGAGGAUCACGUGCCUCCAACAUGGAAUCUGAUGAGAUAUAGAACAUGAAAUUGGUAUAGCUUUUUGGGUUAUUUCUGAUAUCUAGAUAGCUAUUGAGGAUUAAUGUAUGCUACAUGACAUUUCAAAGUAACGCUUGAAGCAUGCUAGUUUGACUUCUAGAAAGUCAAUGUUGUAAAAUUCUGGUUUCACAUUAUGACAUGUUGAUUUACUGAUCAAUCCCUCAGCGCAUGAUUGAUGAUUUUUUCUUAAUUUCUUGAUUUUUUCUUGUGAUAAUGAGACUGAAACAUGACAGUUUAUAUUGUAAGCCUAACCCAGUUUUGUUUUUUGGGCCAGUAGGGAAGAAAAUGUUAGCUAGAAA
Molecule: messenger RNA, 1147 nt
Organism: Rubroshorea leprosula
Lineage: Eukaryota; Viridiplantae; Streptophyta; Magnoliopsida; Malvales; Dipterocarpaceae
Source: the annotation of a GenBank genome assembly